UCUCUAUGGUGUUUUUUUUCGCACCUAAAUUUCAAAGCUUCUUUUUAAUUGCAUUUUGGUACCUGUUGCUCUUUGCGCUGUUGCGUUCGUUUUUGUGCUUGUGUUCGUGUUCGUUCUCGUUUUCGCUUUCGUUUUUUUUUUCCAAUUCAGCUUAUAUUCUUUCAAUUUUAAAAAAUGUCCGUCACAUCGCGCUUCACAUUGCCGCUGGCACGCAGGCUGCCGUCAGCACGAAUUGUGUCUCUGCGGACACUGGCCGCCGGCGAUAGCAGCAGAGGGUACGCCACCAAGCGCAAGGCAGCACCCCACCCAAACUCGGUCCCACUGGAGAAAGCGAUCUCGAUUCUCAAGGCGUAUGAGGUUGGUCAGCCGAAGCAGACGGUUGAGCUUCACGUGCACUGCGCUCCCGAGAAGGGCCAGCCGCCGAUCCGCGGCUCGUGCAUUCUUCCGAUGGCGUACAAGUCGGACAUUACAGUUUUGGUCUUUGCUGAGGGCGAGAAGGCGAAGGAGGCCGAGAUUGCUGGCGCAGACUAUGUUGGCGGCGAGGACCUGGUGAACAAGGUGCGCGAUGGCGAGGUCAAGUUUGACAAAUGCCUGUCGACUCCGGAGAUGCUGCCCAAGGUCGCCAAGAUUGCCCGCAUGCUGGGUCCGAAGGGCCUGAUGCCCACUGUUAAUAAGGGCACUGUCACCAGCGAGGUCGCCGAGGCUGUGCGGUAUUCGAAAAACGCCUUGGACUUCCGUGCCGACAAGGCCAAUAUCGUCCACACUGGCGUUGCCAAGGUUGGUUUUUCUGCAGAGGACAUCACCGCCAACAUUGCCACGGUUAUGAAGUCGGUGCGCGCCAACUCCAAGGGCAGCCGGGCCAAGUUUAUCAGCCGUGUUUACCUGAGCUCGACCCGUGGCCCUGGUGUGCAGGUUGCCGACGCUUGAUAAAUGAUACAAUAUAUUUUAUCUUUGAAACCAUGAAAUUCCCUGCAAACC
Kickxella alabastrina is the source of this 978-nucleotide messenger RNA. RefSeq names its product LSU ribosomal protein L1P. The coding region runs from base 175 to 927 and encodes 250 amino acids. NCBI's taxonomy places the organism in Eukaryota, Fungi, Kickxellomycota, Kickxellomycetes, Kickxellales, Kickxellaceae. The transcript has a single exon. The record is from RefSeq and is a predicted model, not a curated record. Gene Ontology annotation, biological process: translation. Gene Ontology annotation, molecular function: structural constituent of ribosome; RNA binding. Gene Ontology annotation, cellular component: large ribosomal subunit.